AUGAUCGUCUGUACUUUCAAUGCACGUACGCUAGCAUCAGAUGCAUCCAUCGAGGACCUGAUGGUACAAGCGCGAAUGAUCAAGUACGACAUCAUUGGUCUGACCGAGACAAGAAGACACGAAUCUCACCAUGCCGUUUUCGACACUGGAGAAGAAUUGUUCCUCGGAACAUGCGAUAAAAGAGGUGUUGGAGGCGUCGGUGUCCUUGUCAACACAAACUUGGCCAAGAGCAUUGAUUCAUUCGAAUGCCUAACAACCCGAAUCGGACGUUUACAUUUGAAUAGAUGUGGCUCACUGCCUGCAGUUUCUAUCUGCGUUGUCUACGCACCAACAUCUCAUUAUGAUGAAAGAGAAAUCGAGAAGUUCUACAUGGAGCUAGAGAAGUUCUAUAAAGAAGACCACACCUUCUACAAGAUCAUUGUGGGUGAUUUUAAUGCCAAGAUAGGACCGAGAAGAUCAGCUGAAGAACUUCACAUCGGAACCCAUGGCCUAGAAUGGAACGAACAGGGUGAGAGACUGUCUGAGUUCAUCAUGUCGACCAAGACCAUUCAUGGUAACUCACAGUUC
Molecule: messenger RNA, 567 nt
Organism: Sorex fumeus (smoky shrew)
Lineage: Eukaryota; Metazoa; Chordata; Mammalia; Eulipotyphla; Soricidae
Product: craniofacial development protein 2-like
Exons: 1
Molecular function (GO): catalytic activity
Source: RefSeq, a predicted model, not a curated record